GUCUUGUAUAAGCGGAUCUUGCAGCUCCACCGGGCUCUGCCCCCGGACCUCAAAGCCUUGGGCGAUCAGUACGUGAAGGACGAGUUUAGGAGACAUAAGACUGUUGGUUCUGGCGAGGCCCAGCGCUUCUUGCAGGAAUGGGAGAUUUAGGUCAGAUGGGACUUUGCUCUGGAGACCUUUUCUGUACCAGGCCUCAUUUCUCAGCUGAAGCAUUCCCAUGGCACUCUGGGUCCAUUUCUACUAUGGCCUAUGCAGCGGUGUUACAGCAACAAGCUAAGGACAGCAGACAAAGUUCAACAGGAAUAGCUUGUUUUGGCACCUCUCUCCCAGAAGAAAAACUCAAUGACUUUCGUGAUGAGCAAAUUGGACAGUUGCAAGAGCUGAUGCAGGAGGCUACUAAACCCAAUCGGCAGUUUAGUAUCACUGAGUCAACGAAACCUAAAUUGUGAUAUAUAAAUCUUAACGAAGCAUGUUAAAUUUAUAACCUUAUACCUCAUCUCUCAUUGGCUCUUUAAGACAUAUCACUGCAGCUUUAGUGGAAUAGUAUCUUAUUUUGGGACAGUGUGAAUGAUUCAUUGAUCAAGAUCACAAAGGGUACACUCUGCUGUCACUGGAAUAUUGUAUUUGCUGUGUGGAAUGUAAUUUUGUGGAAUUUAAAUUUUGGACUAAAAGGUGUAAAGAAGAACACACUUUGGAAUUGUACUGAAAAUUUCUCUUUUGUAUAGGAAUAUUUUAAAUUUUAUUCCCAUCAAGCAUUAGCUCAUGGCUUGUUUCUAGUUUCAUCAGUUAAAUAAAUAAAUCAUGAUACCGGUA
Alexandromys fortis (reed vole) is the source of this 813-nucleotide messenger RNA. It is a transcript of the gene Sdhaf3, whose product is annotated as succinate dehydrogenase complex assembly factor 3. Gene Ontology annotation, cellular component: mitochondrial intermembrane space; mitochondrion. The record is from RefSeq and is a predicted model, not a curated record. The transcript has 3 exons. Gene Ontology annotation, biological process: mitochondrial respiratory chain complex II assembly; succinate metabolic process. The coding region runs from base 138 to 449 and encodes 103 amino acids. NCBI's taxonomy places the organism in Eukaryota, Metazoa, Chordata, Mammalia, Rodentia, Cricetidae.